This is a messenger RNA of Funneliformis mosseae, 438 nucleotides long. NCBI's taxonomy places the organism in Eukaryota, Fungi, Glomeromycota, Glomeromycetes, Glomerales, Glomeraceae. The record is from the annotation of a GenBank genome assembly.
CUGAGCGAGGUUGGCAUUGCUCCGAGUUUAAUUUAUAGAGUACAAUCUAUUAUGUCUCAACGAUAUUAUGGAGAUAUUACUAUAGUUCCCAACCUUUCAUAUACUGAUUUUUUGAAGAUUCUUUCUAAUCCUACUCCGCAAUCCAUGCGAGAAGCUACGUUAAGAGGUGAAAGGGCCACUUGGCUAAAAAUUUCUAUUAUUAAAAAUCAUUGUCAAAUAGAAUUGACAUUGGACGAAAUUGUCUUUCGACUUCGUCGUCGCCUGCUUGAUGAUUCAUUUGCCCUCCGUAAUGCUGCAGGACUUGAUGAUGAAGAUGUAGAAACUCAGAGACGAGAUUUUAUUUCUGAUAAUUCAAAUCAAUCAGAAAAUCAAGUUAGACGUAAUCGCGAACGUCCAAAAGUUCAACCUUUUUCAACAACUAGUAUUGUAAGUCAGUGA